AUGGCAACCGCAAGACGAAAAUUCCCGUCGAUCACAGAAUGCAACGGAACGGCGUCACCGCGCGAGUCCGUCGCUGCCGACCUUGACGGAACGCUCCUCAUCUCGCGCAGCUCCUUUCCGUACUUCAUGCUCGUCGCCGUGGAAGCCGGCAGCCUCCUCCGCGGCUUCAUCCUCCUCCUCGCGGUUCCGAUCAUAAUCUUCUCUUACCUCUUCAUAUCAGAAUCCCUCGGCAUCCAGAUCCUCAUCUUCAUCUCCUUCACUGGCCUUAAGAUCCGCGACAUCGAACUCGUCUCACGCGCCGUCCUCCCUAGGUUUUACGCUGCGGACGUGAGGAAGGAGAGCUUCGAGAUGUUCGACCGGUGCAAGAGGAAGGUCGUGGUGACGGCGAAUCCGACUGUGAUGGUAGAGCCUUUCGUUAAGGACUUUCUCGGCGGAGACAAGGUGCUAGGAACGGAGAUCGAGGUGAAUCCGAAAACGAAGAAGGCCACCGGAUUCGUAAAGAACCCUGGCGUGCUCGUCGGAAAGUGGAAGCGUCUUGCGGUUUUGAAAGAGUUCGGCGAGGAGUCGCCGGAUGUUGGACUCGGAGAUCGUAAGACGGACCACGAUUUCAUGUCCAUUUGCAAGGAGGGUUACAUGGUGCCUCCAAGCAAAUCAGCAAAACCAGUCCCACAGGAGCGUCUGAAGAGCAGGCUCAUCUUCCAUGAUGGUCGUUUCGUGCAGAAGCCAGACCCAUUUAAUGCUCUCCACACUUUCCUGUGGCUCCCCUUUGGUUUCAUCCUCUCCAUCAUAAGGGUUUACUUCAACCUACCCCUCCCAGAACGCAUAGUGCGCUAUACCUAUGAAAUGUUGGGCAUCAAGCUUGUGAUCCGCGGCCACCGCCCUCCGCCUCCGUCUCCGGGCACCCCAGGCAACCUUUACGUUUGCAACCACCGCACCGCCCUCGACCCCAUUGUCAUCGCCAUCGCCCUAGGCCGCAAGGUCUCCUGCGUCACUUAUAGCGUCAGCAAGCUCUCCCGCUUCCUCUCACCGAUCCCCACCGUCGCCCUCACUCGUGACCGUGCCGCCGACGCUGCCCGCAUCACCGAGAUCCUCCAGAAGGGUGAUCUUGUCGUGUGUCCGGAGGGCACCACGUGCCGCGAGCCCUUUUUGCUUCGCUUCAGCGCACUCUUUGCAGAACUCAGCGACAGAAUCGUGCCAGUGGCUGUUGACUGCAAGCAGAACAUGUUCUUUGGGACUACUGUUCGUGGGGUCAAAUUCUGGGAUCCAUAUUUCUUCUUCAUGAACCCAAGGCCAGUCUACGAGGUUACCUUCCUUGACCCCUUACCCGAGGAGAUGUCCUGCAAGGCAGGGGGGAAGACUUCGAUUGAGGUGGCGAAUCACGUGCAGAAGGUGCUGGGGGAUGUCUUGGGGUUCGAGUGCACCGGGUUGACUAGAAAGGAUAAGUAUAUGUUGUUGGGUGGGAACGAUGGGAAGGUGGAGUCUCUUUAUGGUUCAAAGAAAUGA
Sphenostylis stenocarpa is the source of this 1503-nucleotide messenger RNA. Lineage: Eukaryota; Viridiplantae; Streptophyta; Magnoliopsida; Fabales; Fabaceae. The record is from the annotation of a GenBank genome assembly.